This is a messenger RNA of Ananas comosus (pineapple), 1500 nucleotides long. Its product is annotated as mitochondrial adenine nucleotide transporter ADNT1-like. Gene Ontology annotation, biological process: transmembrane transport. NCBI's taxonomy places the organism in Eukaryota, Viridiplantae, Streptophyta, Magnoliopsida, Poales, Bromeliaceae. The transcript has 8 exons. Bases 17 to 1081 code for a protein of 354 amino acids. The record is from RefSeq and is a predicted model, not a curated record.
UGCUAGGGUAUUUUGGAUGGCGUCGAAGGAUGUGGUGGGGAAGUCGGCGGUGACGACGAUCGUGAGCCUGACAGAGGAGGCGAAGCUUGCCAGGGAGAGGGUCAAGGCCCCCGGCCACGCGAUCCUCAGCAUCUGCAAGUGCCUCGUCACCGGUGGCGUCGCAGGCGGAGUAUCGCGAACUGCCGUUGCUCCACUUGAACGCUUGAAAAUCUUGCUUCAGGUCCAAAAUCCUCACAAUAUCAAGUAUAAUGGAACAAUCCAUGGUCUCAAAUAUAUAUGGAAAACGGAGGGCUUUCGUGGACUUUUCAAAGGAAAUGGUACUAAUUGUGCGAGAAUAGUUCCAAACUCAGCAGUCAAGUUCUUUAGUUAUGAGCAAGCUUCAAGUGGAAUUUUGUGGCUUUAUCGGCGGCAAUCUGGGGAUGAAGAUGCUCAACUGACUCCUGUAUUGCGACUUGGAGCUGGAGCUUGUGCUGGAAUCAUUGCUAUGUCUGCUACUUACCCCAUGGACAUGGUUCGAGGAAGGAUUACAGUGCAGACUGAGAAAUCCCCCUAUCAGUACCGAGGAAUGUUUCAUGCGUUAGGCACAGUCUACCGGGAAGAAGGCUUUCGUGCUCUGUACAAAGGCUGGCUUCCUUCUGUUAUUGGAGUUAUUCCGUAUGUCGGCCUCAACUUUGCUGUGUAUGAAUCUUUAAAAGACUGGUUAGUCAAGUCCAAGCCAUUUGGCCUUGUUGGUGAAGACUCAGAUCUGAGCGUGGUGACGAGGCUCGCAUGUGGAGCUGCUGCUGGAACUGUGGGACAGACUGUUGCCUACCCUCUUGAUGUCAUCAGGAGAAGAAUGCAGAUGGUGGGCUGGAAGGAUGCUGCUUCUAUCGUCACCGCUGAAGGCAGGAGCAAAGAACCGCUUGAAUACACUGGGAUGGUGGACGCUUUCAGGAAAACAGUCCGUUACGAAGGUUUCGGUGCAUUAUACAAGGGCCUUGUUCCGAACUCAGUAAAGGUGGUGCCGUCCAUUGCGAUUGCCUUUGUGACGUAUGAGGUUGUGAAGGAUAUCCUUGGAGUCGAAAUGAGAAUAUCGGACUGAAGGGAUGAAGCAGGCCAAAUUCGAGAGCUGUGCUUGUCGGGACGUUGAUCGCCAUUUUUGCAGGUAGGAACAGCUUAAGGUCUCUCAGCCUAUGUUGAUACAUUAAAUUACUUUUCAAUUUACGGCUGGAAUAUUUCCACCUCGAACCGUAGAAGAAAUAAAUCGGCUGUACCGCAGGGAGGCGAAUUUCUGUAGUUAUCUAAAUUCACCAAUUAUUCGGUGUGUCAUAUUUAAGAUCACACGGUGCAUUGACUCACUCUGCAACUUCACUUUUCUGUUUAGUUGUGGAAUUCUAGCAUUCUUGCUAUUGUAUUUUAAUGAUUUGCCAUCCCUCAAGUUGUUUCCAUGUUCUAACAAUUGAUUGAAUGGUAAGUACAAGAUGUCGUGCUUUUGUUAUAUGCGACAAUUUCGGUGAAUAA